AUGGCGUCAUUUACGACCGCCAUUACCGACCGCACCAAAUCGGUCGGUUAUAAUGGGCGUGGGUCCCGCUCAACACCGUUCCUUCAGCUGACAUGGACGCCACGCCGAGGUCGCGGGUUCGAUUCAGGGAGAUGUGUUUUUUUUUCACUCCAUUUACACUUACUUUCCCGGGCUCAAUUUUGGCAAAUUUUGGCAAAAGUUAAAACACGCGCUCUCUCAAAACGCAGCGUUUCACUCCUUGCACGACGUCGUUUCCUCAAUUUUCAGCAUUAUCUCAAUCAUUACGUUCAUCUCUCCCAACUCUCUCUCAACACUCUCUCGAAUCUCUCUCUGCUAUGGCGCCAAAAAAAGACAAAGGCAAAAAGAAAAUGGCUAUUUCUCAAGGCAAUUGCGGAGGCAACUAAGGAUGUCACCGAUGGUGAGAGUUCGGAGAAUGACAUUGAUGAGGAUGAUGAUGGGAUGGCGAUGAGGAAGAUUGAAGUGAAGCUACCUAGCUAGAUGCAUUAUUGGUAGGGAUGCUGAUUUUGUUAAAACAUUGCUUUUGGCUUUUGAUUGUUCAGCUGUAACGUAUAUGAUUGUUGGCUUUUGUUGGCUUUUGGGUGAUUGUUCAGCUGUAACAUUUAUGUCGUACUGAAUUUUAUAACUGUUCUUGUUUAAAUAUAUGAAUGCUUGUUGGCUUUUAAA
This is a messenger RNA of Daucus carota subsp. sativus, 684 nucleotides long. RefSeq lists its product as uncharacterized. Bases 1 to 498 code for a protein of 165 amino acids. The record is from RefSeq and is a predicted model, not a curated record. The transcript has 4 exons. NCBI's taxonomy places the organism in Eukaryota, Viridiplantae, Streptophyta, Magnoliopsida, Apiales, Apiaceae.